Molecule: messenger RNA, 489 nt
Organism: Acanthosepion pharaonis
Lineage: Eukaryota; Metazoa; Mollusca; Cephalopoda; Sepiida; Sepiidae
Source: the annotation of a GenBank genome assembly
AUGUCUUUUUUUUCUUCUGCCGUCUUCUCGAAUAGGGCCUCAAUAUCCAUUCUUGUUCAUUCAAUUAUAAUCAGACACGUACGCAAGAAAAAAAAAUGUUUCAAAUCAAUACUUAUGCUUCUUCAAUAUAGCAACGUCGACUGUGCAGACACAUCACCAUACCCAGUUCACUAUCUUACUCAGUCACGGAACGUGGUGACAGCCGACACUCAGUCAGUCACGGAACGUGGUGACAGCCGACACUCAGUCAGUCACGGAACGUGUGACAGCCGACACUCAGUCAGUCACGGAACGUCAGCCGACACUCAGUCAGUCACGAACGUGGUGACAGCCGACACUCAGUCAGUCACGGAACGUGGUGACAGACACUCAGACACGGAACGUGGUGACAGUCAGUCACGGAACGUGGUGACAGCCGACACUCAGUCAGUCACGGAACGUGGUGACAGCCGACACUCGCAGAAUGUAGAGAAACAGCGUGUAACCUAA